This is a messenger RNA of Quercus lobata, 1112 nucleotides long. RefSeq lists its product as uncharacterized. The transcript is spliced from 4 exons. The record is from RefSeq and is a predicted model, not a curated record. The coding region runs from base 275 to 700 and encodes 141 amino acids. NCBI's taxonomy places the organism in Eukaryota, Viridiplantae, Streptophyta, Magnoliopsida, Fagales, Fagaceae.
AUUCUCCAUUGGUUGAUCAGUUUGACCGCAGCUGACAAAAAAGCCAAAACCCAAAGGAGCGGGAAGUAACUAACUUAACUAAAAAUAACUACUUAAGUCAGUCCGUUUAUAAGAGUCAGAGCCUCUCUCAUAAAGACUCACUCUUCUUCACCUUUUUCCUCUAUUGCGAAGAGCACUCAGAAUUCUCAAUUCUCAAACCAGAUUUGCUGUUAGCUCCCAGAUCUCAAUCUCUCAAAACCGAACUUCUCUCUCAAGGAAGUUACAGAACGCUCCCAUGGACGAUUUGGAUGAUUUCGAUGUUGAUCCUUGGGUGGAGAACUGUGUUAGAGAAAUGCAGAAUUCCUUGAAUGAACAUCAGGCCAGAGCUCGUAGUAGAAGAUUGUUGGAGGCUUUCAUCACAACCUAUAGUAAACUAGCAUGGAGUAAUGCUGAAUCUGUGGGUUCUCAUUGCGAAAAUUUGCAGGGACUGAUUGAAGGAGCUUGUAUGCAAAUUAAUAAUCUCAAGCAAGCACAGGAAGCCCAACUUGAACGUGAGAAAGAGCUUGAAAAUCGGAACUUGGAGGUGCAAUAUCUGAAGCAACUGGUGCCCGAAUACCAGAGUCGGCUGAGAGCAUUAGAGGAGGAAAAAAAUGAAUUGACAAUGCAACUACAACAGGCUCAGCAAAGCGACUCCAACCCAAGGGGCUUCCGUGCACCCUGAUGCCUUCUAUCGAUUCUUGGAUACGUUAAUUUGGCCUAAUGGAUGCAUAGAUAGUAUGUUAGUAUGUGAGUGCUUUCAACUGCUGUGAAAAUGGUUGUGCUAUUUAUCUGUGGGCACUAGAAAGGGUGUCUGCUGUCCCAAUUUCUCUGCGGGGUUUUCCUGAUCCUCUCUUAUGUAGGCAGUGAUGAAAGACACAUUUAGUUUCAUUUGAAUACACCACCAUUAAGGAUUACUUCUCUUUACAGUUCGUGUCCUUGAUUUCAAUAUUGAACUUUUUUUUGGUAAAUAAUUUCAAUAUUGAAAUUGAUGCACAUCAUAGGUGUUUGUAGGUAAAAGUGACUUCAAGAUCAAAUAAAGUAAUUGUAAAAAUAUACCUUGAUAAAGAGAUUAAUGGUGCUUAUAUAUCUCUAUC